Molecule: messenger RNA, 1346 nt
Organism: Myotis myotis
Lineage: Eukaryota; Metazoa; Chordata; Mammalia; Chiroptera; Vespertilionidae
Gene: SPMIP7
Product: spermatogenesis associated 48
Exons: 9
Coding region: 1-1320 (439 amino acids)
Source: RefSeq, a predicted model, not a curated record
AUGGAUAUACAUUCACAGCACACACCUGGGAAGAUAAGUAUCUCUGAACGGUCCAUUCUUUCAGGUGCAAAGGCGGUUGAGAAUGCAGAUUACCCACACUACUAUAAUCUCUUAAGAAAAAUGAACAUGCCUUUUGUGAAAGGAAUUGCGGACAGACACGACUGUGAGAGAACGGAAAAGAAAUGCAACCCUGCUUUUCUUAAAUUUCACCCUUACCCCCCUUCAUUCGUACCAAACUAUCAUUUACACUAUCCUUAUCCCCCACCACAUGGGCCAGAUUACCCAUUAUUUCCACUCCGUGAUGAUGUACCCUUAGGUGAUCCCUGUUCGGGGUUCAUGAGUCCUGGUGGCGACGCUGAUUUAAAGCCUGGCAUUGGCAGAACCAUCCCAAGUCUGGUGGAUUUGAGUGACGUGAAACCUCAACAACGAGUUCCCAGGCCAGAUACGGGAUUUCAAACAACGCUAAAAAAGCAAAAAAUUUUAUUAGAAGAACUAAAACAAGACAGAAAGUGGAAUUCCAGGGCAACUUCAGAUACUGCCAUCAGAGCAAGACUUGGAGGAUGGACCAGCCCAGUGAGAGUCGCUCCUCCCCAGCCUCGGCAUGAAGCGUGCUCAGUCACUCACACGUACAUGUUCGGUGAGGAAGCGGCCUGUGAAGAGGACAGAGAGCUCCCUGCACAGCCAAACAAGAAACGUGAUGCGAAGGACUUGUUUUAUAUGUCCUCGACACAAAGAGCUUAUGAAAGCGUUCCCUGGGACAAGAUGCUGGCGCCAAAACUCGACCCAGAGGAGACCACAGUGGAAAGAGCUGCCGACCCCGUCUCACAGUGUUUCACACAGAAAAGAUACGAGAGGGUCCCGGCAAUAACUCAGAUGGUCGGUGGACUCUGGGACAGAUUUCAGACGAGAUCCUUCUUGGUUCCGGCAAAACCAGUCAAUUUUGUGAGUCCAAGUUCUAGAAGCAAAUACAUUCCUCUCUACACCGGCCACGUGCAGGCCACCAACGCUGACGACAUUGACAACCCCUCCGGAGACAUCACAUCUCUGGCCAAGCCUCGGAGCUCCAGAAUCCUUCACUCACAGACAGGCUGCUCUGCCAACAUCCCGGGGUACACGGGGAAGGUCCAUUUCACAGCCACCCACCCGGCAAACACCCACGUUCCCGCCGCCGUCCCCUCGCUGGACUCGGAGGUGCACCGCGUCUUGAGGAGAGACAUGGCCGUCACCCUCUUCCGUCGCCAGGCACCGCUGUCCCGGAUGGUCUCAACGGUGAAGCCCUACAACCCCUUCAACAACAGGAAGCAGACUAUAGGCUACUGAAGAGCUGCCGUCCAGGGAGACUCCCC